CGCCCCGGCGCGCGUCCCGAGCCCGCUGCGCGCUGGCCGCUGCCCGGUCAUGUCAGGAUGGAGAUCCGGCAGCACGAGUGGCUCUCGGCCUCCCCCCACGAGGGCUUCGAGCAGAUGAGGCUCAAAAGCCGCCCCAAGGAGCCUUCGCCGAGCCUGACCCGAGUGGGCGCGAACUUCUAUAGCAGCGUCAAGCAGCAGGACUACAGCGCCAGCGUCUGGCUUCGGAGGAAAGACAAGCUGGAACACUCCCAGCAGAAGUGCAUCGUGAUCUUUGCCUUGGUCUGCUGCUUUGCCAUCCUCGUGGCCUUGAUAUUUUCAGCCGUGGACAUUGUGGGAGAGGAUGAGGAUGGACUCUCAGAAAAAAAUUGUCAAAAUAAAUGUCGAAUUGCCCUGGUGGAAAAUAUUCCUGAAGGCCUUAACUAUUCAGAAAAUGCACCAUUUCACUUAUCACUAUUCCAAGGCUGGAUGAAUUUACUCAACAUGGCCAAAAAAUCUGUUGACAUAGUAUCUUCCCAGUGGGAUCUCAACCACACCCACCCAUCAGCAUGUCAGGGUCAACGUCUUUUUGAGAAGUUGCUGCAAUUGACCUCUCAAGACAUUGAAAUCAAGCUAGUGAGUGAUGUGACAGCUGAUUCAAAGGUAUUAGAAGCCUUGAAAUUAAAGGGGGCCGAGGUGACGUACAUGAACAUGACCGCCUACAACAAGGGCCGGCUGCAGUCCUCCUUCUGGAUUGUGGACAAACAGCACGUGUAUAUCGGCAGUGCUGGCUUGGACUGGCAAUCUCUGGGACAGAUGAAAGAACUUGGUGUCAUCUUCUACAACUGCAGCUGCCUGGUCCUAGAUUUACAGAGGAUAUUUGCUUUGUAUAGUUCAUUAAAAUUCAAGAGCCGAGUACCUCAGACCUGGUCCAAGAGACUCUAUGGAGUCUAUGACAAUGAGAAGAAAUUGCAGCUUCAGCUGAAUGAGACCAAAUCCCAAGCAUUCGUAUCGAAUUCUCCCAAACUCUUUUGCCCUAAAAACAGAAGCUUUGACAUAGAUGCCAUCUACAGCGUGAUAGACGAUGCCAAGCAGUAUGUGUACAUUGCCGUCAUGGACUACCUGCCCAUCUCCAGCACAAGCACCAAAAGGACAUAUUGGCCAGACUUGGAUGGAAAAAUAAGAGAAGCAUUAGUUUUACGAAGUGUUAAAGUUCGACUCCUCAUAAGCUUCUGGAAGAAAACUGAUCCUCUCACAUUUAACUUUAUUUCGUCUCUUAAAGCUAUUUGCACUGAAAUAGCCAACUGCAGUUUGAAAGUUAAAUUUUUUGAUCUGGAAAGAGAAAAUGCUUGUGCUUCAAAAGAACAAAAGAACCACACCUUUCCUAAAUUAAAUCGCAACAAGUACAUGGUGACAGAUGGAGCAGCUUAUAUUGGAAAUUUUGACUGGGUAGGGAAUGACUUUACCCAGAAUGCUGGCACUGGCCUUGUUAUCAACCAGGCAGAUGUAAGGAACAACAGAAGCAUCAUUAAGCAACUUAAAGACGUGUUUGAAAGGGACUGGUACUCGCCCUAUGCUAAAACCUUACAACCAACCAAACAACCAAACUGCUCGAGCCUGCUCAAACUCAAAUUCCCCUCGAACAAAACUGCCAGCUACAACACAAGUGGGAAAGAACCCUUGAGUGUACAAUGAGAACAAGCAAACUGACCAAACA
Molecule: messenger RNA, 1693 nt
Organism: Ochotona princeps (American pika)
Lineage: Eukaryota; Metazoa; Chordata; Mammalia; Lagomorpha; Ochotonidae
Gene: PLD5
Product: phospholipase D family member 5
Exons: 10
Coding region: 58-1671 (537 amino acids)
Molecular function (GO): catalytic activity
Source: RefSeq, a predicted model, not a curated record